GACUCAAAAUAAUAAUAUUGGGCAGUCAGGGGCAUAAAAGGAAAUCGAUCCCAUCCAAAUCCAACACCAUUCUCGAGGUUUCGCUUUUUUAUCCCAAAACGGACGUACACGACCUUCCACGUCAUCCACCUUUCCCAAUAUUGCCACCACACUGACACGGCAGCUUUAAUACUUCGCAAAUUCCCGCCCUUUUCUCCACACUGCACCACGACCCAACAGUACUUACUGCCACGUUACUAUCCGAAAUCUACUUUCCACGUGGCACCAUCACAUAACAUUACACACUGAUCGGGCGGGCUUGUGUUCAACAGAUCAGGAUUUUGCCUUCAACUAGAGUCUAGGACCCCACUAAAAAACGCCAGAUCCUUCUUCGCCACGCGCCUGUGGAAAACCGUACCUCUCCCAGAAAAUAUUUAUAUACUCGCAAUGACUUGCUUCUUUGGCAGUCGGCACCUUUUGGCAGCCUCUGCUUCUCUAUAAGGCGUACUCUCACUGCAAGAGAAAUGGAGGACACGUCAAAACGGCACCGCUACGACACGGCGGCCUCAGAGAACACGGUCGGUGUGAGCGACGACCUUUUGGCUUGGCUGUCCGUGGACGAGGACGCAGUUUCGCAGCUAAUGGAGCUCUUGGAGGACGACGCGGAGAAGGGCUCGGUAAGUUCUGCCACCACCGCAGGCUCCGUGAAGGCGGCAAAGGUGAGGUUUAUUGAAUACCCGUACUCGUUGCCGUUGAUUUUCCAGCCUUCGACGUCGUACGUCACCAUAAACGGAAACGAGGAGAGCUGCGGGUCGUCGUUCUCGGAGUCGGACUCAUCAGUGAUGGCUAGCGUGGAUAUGAGGGGGAUGCUAAGCAUUGGGAAGCGGCUAGCUCUGUUAGGAGCGGAGGCGUUUGCGUUGGGCGAAUGGAGCGUGGGGGAAGGGGCGAGGGAGGCAAGCGAAGAAGAGGCGCGUGGGUGGUCGGUUGUUUCCGGGGAAGGAGAAGCAAUGGACGGCUGUGAUGUGUUUGAAUGGGAUGAUAAAAUGCUAGAGAGGUUUCUGGGUGAAGAUUUAGAGCAGUGAAUAGUGGGGGUUUGUAAUUUCUUUUACGUCUUAAAAAAGAACUGUGAAAUGUGAAUAGAAUAUACGGAGAAAAGAAGGAAGAGAAGGCAAAAUUGUGGGGGGUCCUGUGCUGUAAACCCACUGUUUCCUUUAGUUUUGUAAACUUACCCAGAAAGUUGAACAGGAAUGAACGAGAGAAUAGUAGGAAAACACUUUAUUUUCAA
Juglans microcarpa x Juglans regia is the source of this 1264-nucleotide messenger RNA. RefSeq lists its product as uncharacterized. The transcript has a single exon. The record is from RefSeq and is a predicted model, not a curated record. Bases 504 to 1061 code for a protein of 185 amino acids. Lineage: Eukaryota; Viridiplantae; Streptophyta; Magnoliopsida; Fagales; Juglandaceae.